Aplysia californica (California sea hare) is the source of this 3330-nucleotide messenger RNA. Its product is annotated as pre-B-cell leukemia transcription factor 1. Gene Ontology annotation, cellular component: nucleus. NCBI's taxonomy places the organism in Eukaryota, Metazoa, Mollusca, Gastropoda, Aplysiida, Aplysiidae. Gene Ontology annotation, biological process: embryonic organ development; regulation of transcription by RNA polymerase II; neuron development. Gene Ontology annotation, molecular function: RNA polymerase II cis-regulatory region sequence-specific DNA binding; DNA-binding transcription factor activity, RNA polymerase II-specific. The record is from RefSeq and is a predicted model, not a curated record.
CAGUUUUGACGGCUCAUGUCAAUCACCAAUCAAAACCGUCAAAUCUUUCACCCUGCAGCCUUUUACAGCACAUUAAAAUGGGUUACUGUGUCAGAAGCUCUUUGCGCAUGACACUUGCGCAUGGAAGUAGCAGAAUGCACGGAUUUGAUUGGUCGAAGCGUGCAUAGAUUUCCUAAUUAUGUAUGCAAGCCGCCAUUAGCUGUGAGUGGCAGAGACACUGUUCCCUCCCAGAUUGCGGGGUGAAAAAUUGUUUAUGUUAUGAGGAUCACAUGUAUCAACGUCAUCAGUUGAAAGUUGCUCAAUAGUUCUGUGCAUUGUUUGUUUUAAUGCUGUUUCAGUUCUAGACCAUCUCUGUGAAGCGUACCCUCUGUGGGAUACGCGCAGCGGAGUGAAACGACUCGGUACUUUCUUUCUUGGAGAGGCAGUCGAGGGCGUUCACAAUUGAAUUCAAGAUGGACGAUCAACAAAGACUCAUGCACCCAUCGCAGGGUCAAGUCAGCAUGGCUGGCGUGAUGCCUCAGCAAGGUUAUGACGGUUCCUUAACGCAGGGGGAUCCUGGAGACCAACGGAAACAAGAAAUUGGAGAUGUUCUGCAACAAAUCAUGACAAUCACAGACCAGAGUUUGGACGAAGCCCAAGCGAGGAAGCACACCCUGAACUGCCAUAGAAUGAAGCCCGCCCUGUUCAAUGUUUUAUGUGAGAUCAAAGAAAAGACAGUGCUAAGUAUACGAAACACACAGGAGGAAGAGCCCCCAGACCCGCAGCUCAUGCGCUUGGACAACAUGCUCAUCGCGGAGGGCGUGGCCGGCCCCGAGAAAGGGGGCGGGUCGUCUGCGGCGGCCAGUGCCACCGCCGCUGCCUCGGGGGGUCAGCCCGACAGUGCCAUAGAACACUCGGACUACCGCGCCAAGCUGGCUCAGAUACGACAGAUCUACCACACGGAGCUGGAGAAAUACGAGCAGGCGUGUAACGAGUUCACCACCCACGUCGUGAACCUCCUGCGAGAACAGAGCCGCACCCGCCCCAUACAGCCCAAAGAGAUCGAGCGGAUGGUGGGAAUCAUCCGGAAGAAGUUCUCUGCCAUUGAGAUGCAGCUCAAGCAGAGUACCUGCGAGGCUGUCAUGAUCCUGAGGUCAAGGUUUCUCGAUGCCAGACGAAAAAGGCGGAAUUUCACCAAGAGUGCAACGGAGAUUCUCACCGAGUAUUUUUACUCCCACCUGAGUAACCCAUAUCCUAGUGAGGAAGUGAAGGAGGAGCUAGCCCGGAAAUGUGGGAUCUCCGUGUCGCAGGGUCGAGCAACUACAGCCUGCCGUCGUCGCAGUCCCAGCUGGGAGGUCAGGGCGCCAUGUACAUGAACAUCAACGGAGGGGAGAGCUACCCGGGGGGAGAGAACUCUUGGGGACUUGAAGACUCUGAGUGAGGUGUAUCAGUAGAGAAUGAGGUGAGAGGGAGCGUGCUGCUGUGUACAGGAAGUUCAUCGCCCACCACUGUCGUCACCGUUACCACCACCACCAUCAUCGUUAUUACAUCGUGUCACCGCCACCAUCGGGACGUCGUGUCGCCGACAACACCACCGCGGCCCUCCCCCCUCAGAAAGUUAAUUCAUUCUGGGCACCAGCAUUAUAUGGGAAAGUUUUGCGCCUGUGCGUCGUGGCACUUUAGAAGGAGAGAAACAUUUGUGAAGCAUCGUGGUGAAAUCAGGCGCUCGUCAAAAGAAUCAAAUAAAAGAAAUCUGCAUUUUCCCGCCCGUUUUUGCAAUUUUUAUAGAAUUUUUACUUUUUGGCUCCACACCUUUUAGGUUCUUUUAAAAAUACAUUGCUGUGUGGAAUUUGACUGAAAGACGAUGAUUUAAAGGUACAGAAAAUGUAAGUCUACUGUAGCAAAGGACUCUAAAGCUUUGGGAGUCUCCAAACUUUGGCGGCCAUUUUCUCUCUGAUUUUACUGUUGAAACCAGGCAACCCCCACCUCCUUCAAUUUCAAAUAGUUGGAACUCUCUUGUAGAUAUGGGCUUAUCGAUUAUUUUUUCGUCCAAAGCAAUCAAAAUGAAUAAGCUUUAAGAUAAUACCAAUAACUCGGUAUUCCCCAAGAUUUGACGAGCGCCUGAUUCCACCGCGUCUUGACAUUGUUUUGUGUAACUGACGACGUCUCCCGACCAGAAGAAGCUGUCACCAGCCUGCCGACUGUUUGUGAAGGGAAGGAACUUGUGGAGACCCUGGGCAGAAAGUCUGGGGCCGUCGUGCCACCGUGUUUGUGUAGUUUACUGAAGUUGCUCACUCAUGGCUGGGAGCGAAUGUGACGGCAAAUUUUUGUGAGACUGGUAUGAUGAUAGAUCUAUAGUGUUUUUCCUUUUUUGUGAUAGCCCGGGUACUUGUUUUAUUCCGUUUGUUAUGGGAGUAGAAUUUCUUUGUACUUUUUAUUUUUUAAGAUAGAUUGCAAUGUUAAAAGUUUUAUUUGUUGUUGUUUUUUUAACGGCUGGGGAUGGAAGUUUUGUUUUAUUUAUGGAUUUUUAUGACUUGAGUGUGCGCGAGUUCUCGUGAGAACCAGUCAGUUAUAUGUUCAUGUUGUGAGAGUACGUGAACUUUUUUUGUCCAUCCGUGAUCUAAGAGUCUACCGUGUACAUACUGUUGUUGUGUCGUGUGUGUGAGGACGUUAGCGGCUUUGUCGUUUUGAAGAUGAUGCGUGUUGUGAGCUUCUAAAUGUACUGUUUUAAGGGCUAUAGCCUGUUGUGGGAAGAGUUGUGGAUCAUUCCGGAUAUAUCCUGUGGGGGUGGGGGGGGGGGGGGGGUGUGUGUGUGUUAAGCUCAUUGUCAAAGCCUCUGGGGCGGUGAGUGUUUAGCUGACGUCACAACUCCAGCUGUUUGGCGUAAUGGUUUAAACGUGUGGUGACAGAAAAUGCUCAGUUCUAUCAAGAAUAAUCAGCCUGGUGAUGUUACAGGUAUGAGUUCUCUCAUAGCGUGUCUUGGGACUGAGGAAAAAAAUGCUAGCGGUUUAACACUUGCCACCCAUGCAGCGCCAACACUUAUCCCCCACGAUCCAGGAUACAGGUGCAGUAAACGCUAUAUAUAUCACACCGUCGCUGAUCGGCGUCCCGUGGGGAAAAGGUAUGGCUUCUUACUGUCGCCGGCCCGUGGGGGCAAAGUGUUGAAGUCUUCUACGUUUCCGCUUCCCUCCCUUGUAUCAGAAACUUAACCUGGAGGUCUUUUGCAUAAUUAAUUAUAUCCCUUUCAACGGGUUAGAGGGGAUUUGAAAAUGAGUCUGAUCAACUCUUGGCUCUUGGCCACUAGCGUCUGUCGUGGUUGUGUGCUCGACAUGUUUAGAAAGUUAUUUUGAA